AUGUGGUCGGAUCUUCGGGCUGCGGUUCCCCAGGGAUCCAGUGAUUUACAAUCCCUCGCAAGUCCUCUUCCGGAUGUUGCGUUGGCUAGCAGAGUACCCAGUACUUCCUCCAAAUAUUUUUCUUCUUACAACAGAUGGAGGUCUUGGGCACGAGAACAUGGCUUGACAUUUGUUCCUGCUUCUCCGUUUCACUUUGCUAUUUAUUUGCGUCAUUUGAUGACUGAGGCGAAGACAGCAUCUCCCUGGAGUCUGCAGUUCACAGCAUUGCCUGGUUUCACCAGCUGGGUGGCGAGCCGUCUCCUUCUGAUCAUCUGUUGGUUAAGAGUACUCUUGCCGGUGCGCAGCGUUUGCUGGCACAUCAAACGACCAAGAAGGAGCCUAUCACAGUCUCUCAGUUAGAGCAGUUAGUUGCCUCCAAGGCGGACUCAAUGGCCUGUUUGUAUAACAUUCGUUCGGUUGUUAUUUGCUUACUAGCUUUUGCUGCCUUUCUCAGAUUUGAUGAGCUAGCUUGCUAAGCUUUUUCGAUCCGAUGUGAAGACCGAAGAUGAAAUGUCAAAGUUAUUUAUUCAAUUUAGUAAAACUGAUCAGUAUAGAGAUGGAGCUUGGAUUGCUGUAGCUUCUUCUAAGAAAGCAACUUGUCCGGUUGCUAUAAUGAACCGUUAUUUAGAUAGAAAUGGGCUUUCCUGUGAUAGCCCUUUGUUUUGUCAGCUUUCCAAAACUAAAUGUGGUUGUAAGCCGAGAUCUAAAGGUUUAA
This is a messenger RNA of Porites lobata, 754 nucleotides long. The record is from the annotation of a GenBank genome assembly. NCBI's taxonomy places the organism in Eukaryota, Metazoa, Cnidaria, Anthozoa, Scleractinia, Poritidae.